Molecule: messenger RNA, 2097 nt
Organism: Cucurbita maxima (winter squash)
Lineage: Eukaryota; Viridiplantae; Streptophyta; Magnoliopsida; Cucurbitales; Cucurbitaceae
Product: phosphoacetylglucosamine mutase-like
Exons: 9
Coding region: 89-1771 (560 amino acids)
Biological process (GO): carbohydrate metabolic process; UDP-N-acetylglucosamine biosynthetic process
Molecular function (GO): phosphoacetylglucosamine mutase activity
Source: RefSeq, a predicted model, not a curated record
GUUUCAUUGUAACGUUUGCUUAAUUCAGCGAGAGAACAACGAAGUCAGUGAAGCUAAUUUGGUUAGAGAGUAUUACAGAUUCGAGGUCAUGAACAAAGAGCAACUUGAUCUCCUUCUUAGAGAAUCUGAUCGGUUCCCACCUCCUCAUGGAAUGAGAUUAUCAUAUGGAACAGCAGGUUUUAGGGAAGAUGCAUCGGUGCUUCUGUCGACGAUGUAUAGGGUGGGAAUCCUGGCCGCUUUGAGAGCAUUGAAAACCGAGGCAGUGAUCGGGUUGAUGAUCACAGCUUCUCACAAUAAAGUAUCUGAUAAUGGAGUAAAAAUCGCUGAUCCGAGUGGUGGAAUGCUCACCCAAGAGUGGGAGCCCUUUGCCAAUGCCCUUGCCAAUGCGCCUUCCUCGCGAGAUCUCGUUCGAUUAAUCAAUGAAUUUGCGGAGAAGGAGAAUAUCUUACUAGAUGGAUCGAAAUCAGCUCAAAUUCUGGUGGCAAGAGAUACGAGGCCAAGUGGAGAAGUGCUACUUGAUGCUGCUAAAAAUGGAAUCGGUUCGAUCAUUGGGGCUGUUGCUCAAGAUAUGGGAACUUUGACGACCCCACAGCUGCAUUGGAUGGUUCAUGUUCGGAAUAAAGGCUUGGAAUCAUCCGAACUUGAUUACUUCAAUGGACUCUCAAAUUCGUUCAAGUGGUUGUUGGAUUCAAACCCAAAUAAUAGUGAACUGAAUGAUUGGGAUAACCGGUUGGUUGUUGAUGGGGCUAAUGGUGUGGGUGGACAGAAGUUAGAACUUUUGAAGGAAAAAUUGAAUGGUUUGGCUAUUGAGAUUCGUAAUUCAGGAAAAGGAGAAGGUGUACUCAAUGAAAGAGUAGGUGCUGAUUUUGUUCAGAAAGAGAAGACAGUUCCAUGUAGCUUUGGUUCACAAGAUGUUGGGAUCAGGUGUGUUAGUUUUGAUGGAGAUGCCGAUCGACUUGUAUAUUUUACUGUGCCAUCAGGAAGUAGCAAUAAGAUCAAUCUUGUUGAUGGGGACAAGAUAUUAUCUUUAUUUGCUAUAUUCAUCAAGGAACAAUUAACAAUUUUGGCAGCAAGGAGCAAAGACACCAAAAUUGCUUUUGAGCCCCGCCUUGGUGUUGUGCAAACUGCUUAUGCGAAUGGAGCAUCAACUCGAUAUCUCAAAGACUUGGGACUAGAAGUAGUGCUCACUCCAACAGGAGUAAAGUACUUGCAUGAGAAAGCUGCUGAAUAUGACAUUGGGAUCUAUUUUGAAGCAAAUGGUCAUGGGACUGUCUUGUUCUCAGAUUACUGCAUUUCCCUGUUACAGCCCGUUUCUUGGGAGCUCUCCAAUGUAUUUGCAGGUUCAGAAACGCACAAGGCAGCCUUGAGAUUACUGGCAAUUAGCAAAUUGAUCAAUCAAGCUGUGGGAGAUGCUCUGAGUGGCUUGCUUCUAGUUGAGGCUAUUCUACGGCACAAAAAUUGGUCGAUACAUAAAUGGAGUGAGCUUUAUCAGGACCUACCGAGUAGGCAGCUCAAGGUGAAAGUCGUUGAUAGAACAGCGGUUGAGACUUCCAACGCAGAAACUAAGGUCGUGAAGCCACCUGGGUUGCAAGAAGCAAUCGAUUUGGAAAUAGCGAAAUAUCCUCAAGGACGUUGUUUCAUACGCCCCUCAGGAACCGAAGACGUCAUUCGUGUCUACGCAGAGGCAUCGACACAGGAAGCAGCAGAUGAUCUAGCGACCUCAGUAGCGAAACUAGUAGACCAAUUCCUUGGGGAUGGCAGUUCAAAAUAAGCAGAUUAAGGAACGACCAGUAUCCAUGAGUCAGACAUCAGCUUUUAGAUGUUUUAGUUUAUGCUUACGAACCUUAAGUUUUAACAUAAUAUUGUAAUGUAACGAUCACUGAAGUAAUUCAUCCUUUAAGCUUCAUCUUCGAGUGAUUCACUCGAGAGGGUCGCCGUUUUGCAUUCUCGAGAGGAGAACGUUGGAAAUGAGCAGACCUUUACUAGCAUUGGUCUGUUUUUUCUUAUGUUUCAGAACUGGGAUUAGGUCCUUUCUUCUUUAUGAAGCUCUUCUUUUGGAUGCCAUAUUACAUAAGCAUUCAAACAUAUUGUCUUCAA